GUUAAGGGGUGUAAAAAGUUUUCUGUUAAGGAUUGGACGUUGAAAAUUAUAGUUAGACUAAUAUAAUAAUUUCUAAAUCUGAAAUCCCAACACGGGACAGGACCGCUUCAAUUUCUGUCUUACUCGUUCUCGUUUCCUUAGUUUAUCUAUAUGCAAUUAUCUUGGCGAGGAUCUGGUGAGAAAUGUUGGUGGUUAAUGCUUUAACAUAAAAGGGGUUGUAGCAGAUGCAAUGGGAGCCUCCAGUGGACCAAGGCUAUCUGGGAUGCAGAAGCAAGUACUUAGUCUGUACAGAGGGUUUCUGCGAGCAGCUCGUUCCAAAUCUCCUGAAGAUCGGCACCAGAUUGAAUUAAUAGUAUCAACUGAGUUUCGUCAGAAUUCCAAGCAAGUGGAUCGAAAAAAUUUCGUCUACAUUGAAUAUUUGCUUCGCCGUGGUAAAAAACAACUAGAACAGCUCAAGAGCCCUGAUACUGUCAGAUUAUCAUCCUUGAAUGUAAGUUUACCUCAAACGAAUAAUUCUGAGAAUUGAAUGAACAAUUUCAAUUCAUUUCUCACAAUUCUGCCAAGCUGAAUUUUAUUCAAUCCAUUAUUGGUCUAAGAAGGCCUUGAACAUGUAAUGAAUAAUACUAGUACCAUUGAAAUAUUGUAUGUUGUGCCAUUUGUUUCUAAUCAGUCAUGGAUUUGAUUGGAUAUA
Mangifera indica (mango) is the source of this 691-nucleotide messenger RNA. Its product is annotated as succinate dehydrogenase assembly factor 1A, mitochondrial. The transcript is spliced from 3 exons. Gene Ontology annotation, biological process: mitochondrial respiratory chain complex II assembly. The coding region runs from base 230 to 526 and encodes 98 amino acids. The record is from RefSeq and is a predicted model, not a curated record. NCBI's taxonomy places the organism in Eukaryota, Viridiplantae, Streptophyta, Magnoliopsida, Sapindales, Anacardiaceae. Gene Ontology annotation, cellular component: mitochondrion.